Molecule: messenger RNA, 2993 nt
Organism: Dicentrarchus labrax (European seabass)
Lineage: Eukaryota; Metazoa; Chordata; Actinopteri; Moronidae
Exons: 3
Coding region: 1076-2590 (504 amino acids)
Source: RefSeq, a predicted model, not a curated record
AGUUGGCUGGGCCGCGUUGGCAGAAGCACUGUUGAUGUGGGCAAAGGUUUCUCAUGUCGUCAUAGAGACGCUACUGUUUCAAAAGCUGUUUCUGACUCACUGAUUCACACUAAUUAACUGCCGCACACUUUUAUUUGGGGAGAGACCUCAGAGUGCAGCUCCACCUUUUCUAAAUUUACUGCCAGUGUGGGUGAAUGCGGGCGCUACCACGGAGCUAGUGGACGCUAAAGUCGUUAAUAUAACAGCAGGUUUAUGGUGAAACAAUGGAGCUUCCUCAAUACAUGGUACUGAGGUUGAACUCGAGUCCAAACUCCCGUUCUGGACGAUGCUCAGGAUUCAGAAUAAGAGGUCGGGUCUUUGCAGAAUAAUGACGGGAGAAAUAAUAAUAAUGAAAGGAGGUUGUUUUUUUAGGACAUUUGCACUUUUAGUUUCCAUUUUCUGAAAAUGAGCACUUGAGUUUUGUUUUGAUUCAUGUUAAGUUUUAGUUUCCUAUAAAUGAAUCAAACAACAGUUCCUAUGAACGUUGACAGCAGCAGCGACACUUUCCUGAGGUUCAUUAAUCCUCCACCAGCACAGACUGUGGAUGGACUCUCUUUAUUCAGAGAGUUACUGAGAGUUAAAGGCUGUACACUGACUGAGCAGGGAGCUAGCUAAUGCUAACGGUGGCUAGCUGUUUGUAAACACAAGCUUCGGCACGUGACGAGGAAGGCGGACAACAACAACAACAACAACAACAACAACAACAACAACAACAGCAGCAGCAGCAGCAGCAGCAGUGUGAGUCCACCGACAGCUGCACGGGGAGCGGCCCCGGUCUGAAUCUUACCUUCGGUUGGAAACAACCGCCGCUGCUAACGGUUGUUGUUGUUUCACAGGAAGAGCGACGUGACGGCCCGCCCUCCUCUGCCUCUGAUUGGCUCAGCGCAGCUCCGACCAAUCAGAGCAACGACGGCAUCGAGGAGUAGCCAAUCGGGGGCCGAGGAGGGCGGGUCCUGAUUUAGCCUCUGCGUCAUCAUCACACUACACAGCAGAUCGACUCCGAUCCAUCCAGCCAUCUCAACUAUUAAUUUGAACCAUGUGGAACUGGAACUGGAUGUGGAACUGGAUGUGGAACUGGAUGUGGAACUGGAUGUGGAACUGGAUGUGGAACUGGAACUUGAACUGGCGUGCCAAUGCACAACCUGGAGCAGCACAAGGCCCAAACCUCUGGAAGCAGAGGCUGAGAGCGUUGCGCGAUGAAAAUCGUGCGCUUGGGAUUGCACCUGGUGUUGUUAAAGUUAAGCAACAGGAAAUCCCUCCGCCGCAGGUUGAGAUCCCAGUUGUGAUUAAGUGGGGUCCUGCUGACAAUGCCGCUGUCUUUGCACAACUCGUGGCCACUGGUGGAGUGCUUCCAUGUGUCUUCCAAAACUGCAACAUUGCCCCAUUCACCGCGAUCAGGAUGAACGGCCUCGAGCUCGGGAUUACGGAUCUGGCAUUGGCAGGUGUCCUGUCUGCGAUGCGGUUUGAGCAGAGUCAAGCGUCACAUGCGAGACAGCAGGUUAUUGCCGAAAUCUUGGCUCCAAUAUUGCCUCCGACCAUGUGCAUGGAACAAGCUGCGGCUGUGGUUGAGUUGAAAAAACUGGUUGACAAUGAGCGCCGCUUGAAUAAUGAAGCCUGGUUCUAUAACAUCAUUGGGAGACUCCCAGUCGGUGAGGGUGGGGUAGUCGAAGGGUGCUGGCAUCUUCAGCAGAGGCAUUGGGUCCCUGGAACUAAUUUGGCACAAAAGAUGGCUUUGCUACUGGCCAUCAUGAAGCACCCAGAGUCCAGGCAGCGAGGUCGGAUCGUGUACUGCAUCGUCAUCAUGCUGAUUUCCUUUGCGACCCGAGGCACUCUGUCUAAGGCCAAACAGCAGCGCAUUCUGAACGAGUUACGUCCGUUGAUGCCAGCUGUGGUUGAGAUGUAUGCAGUAGGUGAUGUAAGGCUGACAUACAUGAACUUUCGCCAAUACAUCCAUGAUGGGAAUGUUCAUGAGAUUCUCCAAAGAUGGUUGAAGCUGGUUCCUGGGGCUGCCAUCAGGCUCAAAGUACUGUUGGCAGAAGCUACCGGAUCCGGACUCAAAUCAUUGGACAUUGCAGCUCAGGCUCUCCACGAGCAUCCUGAUUUUCAGUGGCCCAUCAUUCGCCGGAUGUACCCUCAGCAAUGGGAACAAUAUCGCAAGGCCAUUCGUCAUAUCGAUGGGAAGGUGUACUAUGGCUUUCGUCGUGACCUUGGUGUUGUGAGAGCUGCCCUAUUCCGACAGAUUACAUGGGUCGGAUAUGAAUUGUUGAUUGCUUGCGGGAACCAAAAUCUGAGAGGCUACAGAGGGAUAGUACCUGAUCCUGCCAACAAGCAAAUCAUCAAGGAUCUGAUCAGUGAAUACCUGGACUCCAUCAAGGCUGAUCCUGAUAUGGUGAAUCCCGAGUGGGGGGAUGAGGAGGAGGAUGCUGUGUGUAUGGCGAUUCGAGAGACCCGUGGGUUGCCUUCUGUUGCUACCAACCUUGCUCGCAUGGAUGGGCACGCCGGUCCAAGGGUGCGUAUAACAGGAAGGAGCCGCAGAUGCCACAGAUCAUGAAGAGGAUGAUGAGGGGGGUGCGUGAGAAGGUCAUGAUUGGGGCUUGACAUGAACCGUGCUGUUACUAUAAGCAGACCAUUGGAGAUAAUACAAUAACCAAACUCCAUUAUAAUCUUUUUCUCUUUUUUUGUGCUUCUUGGCUGUAUUUCCUACCCUGAAGUGGUGGAAGGAAGCUACCAGGAGCACCAACUCAAAUAACACUCAGUAAUGAACUCAUGCUUUUGUUGUUGUGGUUGCUUAUAUUUUCGUUGGCCCCGACAGUAAUUCCAUCCUGUUUAUGUGUUUGGAUUUCUAAUCACGCAGUUCUUUAAUUGAUUUUCAGGCUACUUUCUAUCAGAGACUGUGUCCUACUUUAGUAACUACAUAAAUUUCUGUUUUAUAAUUAAAAAUGCAAUGUUAUUAA